AUGCCGCCCAUCGAGCUCACUGCCAUCGUCACACCCAAGUCCCCCGAGAAGGGUCAGAGGUUCCUUGAGCUAUUCCAAAGAUGCGUCGAGUACGUCGAGGCGAAUGAGAAGGACUAUGUCCAUCGCUAUGAGAUGCACAAGGGCAUUAAGGACAAGGAUGGCAACGUGCAAUACGUAGUGCUCGAAGGAUACAAAGACAAAGAGGGUCUGGACAAGCAUAUGAAGACCAAGCCAGUUGUCGAGUUGCUUGAGGCGAUCUCCAAGGAGGAGCUGACGGAGACGAAGAUUAUCAUGACGACCAAGGGGCCAGGAAUCGCACCAAAGCUGUGA
This is a messenger RNA of Emericellopsis cladophorae, 330 nucleotides long. RefSeq lists its product as uncharacterized. NCBI's taxonomy places the organism in Eukaryota, Fungi, Ascomycota, Sordariomycetes, Hypocreales, Bionectriaceae. The transcript is spliced from 3 exons. Bases 1 to 330 code for a protein of 109 amino acids. The record is from RefSeq and is a predicted model, not a curated record.